AUGGCGAUGAGGCUACUUACUUUCUUCACCUUCUUGGUUGCGCCUGCAUUAUUUAUAUCACUAUUGGUCAUACCUCAUACAAUUCAAGCUUCGUACAUUGGAUUAGAUGGCCUCUUCUUUUCAUAUAUUAAAGAAGAUGAUCAAAUAUUUGCAUUAUACUCAAACUCAACUUUUGCAAAUAAUCUUGAUCAUUACACUUGGUAUACUCAACUAGUAAAAUCUACUAGUGGAGAAUUACUUGGAGAAGCCAAUAUCACAAAACCACUCGAUAUAGUCAAUGAGACAUGGUUCAAAAAUGCAAUGGAUAGCCAAAAUGGUUAUGCAUCGUUAGGGUCUCGAUGGAGUGCUAACGAUGGAAAAGAAUCGUCAAGUCUAUUCUUAGACACCGUGAGGCUAGGUAAAGCUGGAGCUAUCUCUCUUGGUUUUUCUAGUGAAGUAAUAACAACGCUCUUCUCUAGUACAAAUCUUUUGGGUGCAAGCUUGUACAUGGCAACCCUUGGUGGUGACAAGGUACUAAUGGAUGGUAUAAAAGACGUCGACAUCAAAAUUAAGAAUGGUAAAGCUUUGGUGCUAGGUAGCCACCAAACUUAUAAUAUUGGUGAAAUUUCAUGCAAUAAUCCCAACAACAAUGGUGAUACUAAAACUGGUGGUACCGCCUUAGACAUUGGAGGAGCCAAUUACAUAUUCUAUUGCUUGUCGAUUGAUACUGCCAGGGUGCCAAUGGUAUAUGUAUUGGCUUAUCCAAGCAAUAGAUUACUUAUCAAUGUCCUCGAGCACAUGAAGAUGGAGUUGAUACCUAUAAUAAUUAUCUUGUGGGUUGGCAUGUUUGCGUUUGUCACGUUGCUUGUUAAAGCGGAAAGGAGGGAAGUGCAAUUGUGUGUAGCAUACAUGAGGGAAAUGGAGAAAACUACACAGGCCGAGAGAAAGAGCAUAAAGCAAAGUUUGGCCUUUGCGAGUGCUAACCAUGAUGUUCGCGGCUAUUUAGCUUGCAUCAAGGGCUUGACCGAACUCUCUGCUACUGAUCUUCAUCCCUCUUCUCAAGUUGCUUCUAACUUGAGGAAGAUAGAUACUUGUGUUGAGGAUCUUUUAGCAUUAGUGAAUUCCAUCCUAGAUUUCAGCAAGAUAGAAGCAGGAAAAAUGAAAUUGGAGGAGAAUGAGUUCAGUUUAGCACAACUUCUUGAAGAUGUAGCUGAUUUACACCACCCGGUUGCUAUGAAAAAGGGAGUAGAGGUGAUCCUAGACCCUUGUGAUGGUUCCAUCUUCAAGCACUCCCAAGUAAGAGGUGACCGCGGCAAGCUCAAACAGAUUCUUGGCAACUUGCUGAGUAAUGCAGUCAAGUUCACUUCGCAAGGGAACAUUUGUAUCAAGUGUCAAGCAAAGAAGCUGAGCUUUGAGACCACUAUCAUUGCUUCAAACAGGAACAACUUGCUAAACAGGUUGUCGCGCUUCUUCCAUGAGAAUGAACGUGCAUAUAAUGAUCUCGAAAACAUGAAGACAAUCAAGCAAGAUUCAAACUGCAUGGAGUUUGUGUUUAUGGUGGAAGAUACAGGUCCUGGGAUCCCUAAGGACAAGCGUCGUUUGAUCAUUGAGAACUUUGUUCAAGUCAAAGACAACUCUGCUGGGCAAGAUGGCACUGGCUUGGGACUAGGCAUUGUCCAAUCUUUGGUAAGAUUGAUGGGGGGAGACAUAGAAAUCGUGGACAAAGCUAAUGGCGAGCAAGGGACAUGCUUCAAAUUCAACAUCUUUUUCAUAGUACAAGAGGAAUGUUCGGAUAACCCGAGGCAAGAAUUGACAGAGCAUAGGGACAUCAAUUCAGGCUCAGGGUUAAGCACAUGUAUUCGUAGCCCUAGAGGUGAAAAGUCUUUAGUGAUUCUCUUAAUCAAGAAUGAUACGCGAAGAGGAAUGAUCCAUAGAUACAUGAAGAGCCUCAGAGUAAACUUGAAGGUCCUAAGCCAAGGAAAGCAACUCUCUCCAACUCUUAAGAAGGUCAAAUCUAUGCUCAUUGAGCCUCAAUAUUACAACUCAUCGUCAGGGAGGUCAGCCACGAGCCCUCCUCAUGGAACCUACUUGAGUAGCAGCUCUGAGCGCAGUGGUAGAGGUUGGUCAAAACUGCUUCCUCUUAAUAUGAUGGAUGGUACCAAUGAGGUCCUUCCGGUGUACAAAAGGUCCACUAUUCGAGGGUCAGUGAAAUGCAUACUACUUGUAAUAGAUUGCAAUGCAGGGGAUGAUUUUCAGAAAAUGCAGAGAUCAGUGUCUGAAUUCAGAAAGGACUUAUACAUGACCUGCAUCAAGGUGGUUUGGCUCGACAGGCCAGACACCCGUAGGGCUCAUUUCCAAGGCUUACAAGAUGAGAGUCUCCCUUCAACAGAUCUUAUCAUUUCGGAACUUCUUCAUGGGUCACGCUUAUCAAAGAUUAUAAGGCUUCUCCCUGAAUUUGGGGGUGAUUCUAUAAGAUCUCCUGCUUAUGGAAGAUCAAAGAGAUCCAACACUCGUGUUGCAGUUUUAUUUACACAAUCAGAAACUGAAGAAGAUAUAGGUGAGUCAUCUAGUGGUGGGGAGAUCAAGCCAGCAAGGAGUAGACGAAGUUUGAAACUUACUAAUGGUAGUGAAAACUAUGUUCAGAAGCCAGAAGUCCCACAAGUUCUAAGGAGCUCUAGCAGUGAAAAGUCCACGUCGAUGACUAAAACUACUCAAAUAGGAGAAAUACAAGAAGUUCCAAGGGAUGCAGAGAUCAAGGAAUCUCCUUUGGAAGGAAAGAAGAUAUUGAUUGUUGAAGAUCAUUUGUUACAAAGAAAACUCGCUGAAACAUGUGUUAUGCGCUUAGGAGCUGAAACUCAGUCAUGUGAAAAUGGCAAAGAAGCUAUUGAGGUAGUUUGCAAAGCAUUGAGCAACCAGCCAAGUGGAGAACCCUCUAAGUUUCCAUAUGAUUUUAUAAUCAUGGACUGUGAGAUGCCAGUGAUGACUGGCUUUGAAGCAACACAGAAAAUCCGCGAAGAAGAGAAGAAGUACGGACUACACAUUCCGAUUAUUGCACUGUCAGCUCAUGAGGUGGAUGGAGAAGAAGGCAGGAAGAUUGCUGAGGCUGGAAUGGAUUCCCACCUAACAAAGCCACUCCGUCGUGAAGAGCUUCUUAAAUCAGAUCGGUUCUAUAAUGUUCUGAAGGGUCAUGGGGCUCUUUCCCGCCUCAUAAAUCAGUCUCAAGGGUCACAUGGCUCUUUGCCGCUAAGUGAUUUCUGUGACUGGUGGUGGUGUUGCAGAGGUGAAAGAAACAUAGAAUGGAGACUACGCUUUUCCAAGAUCGUUGCUAUGGAAACUACAUUCAACAGCUAUAUAAGAUAA
Messenger RNA from Chenopodium quinoa (quinoa), 3339 nucleotides. Its product is annotated as histidine kinase CKI1-like. Gene Ontology annotation, cellular component: nucleus. The transcript has 8 exons. The record is from RefSeq and is a predicted model, not a curated record. Gene Ontology annotation, biological process: phosphorelay signal transduction system; phosphorylation. Lineage: Eukaryota; Viridiplantae; Streptophyta; Magnoliopsida; Caryophyllales; Amaranthaceae. Gene Ontology annotation, molecular function: phosphorelay sensor kinase activity. The coding region runs from base 1 to 3339 and encodes 1112 amino acids.